AUAGAGUCUUCAUGGUGCAGACGCGUGACGCUCUUUUGUGACUCCACUGGCAUUGCCAAUUCUAUGUGUAUGUAUACAUAGGUAACAGGAAUUACCUCGGCAAGCGAAUUUCUCGGAAAAAAGUGAAUUAAUAAACGAAUCAGUCACUCCCGUACUCGAGACACUACUACACGUCUUCUAAACCGCAAAGCUCGAACAAAGUUAAUUAAAGUGAACAGUUGGGGCAAACAGCAGUUUUUUUUUUUGCCCUGGUGAAAAAUUAAAUAACCUUACUAAUACGACUGUGCGCAGUCUGCCAUAGUGACAAACUCAUUUCCUUUUCCUUUUCAAAAAUCAGUGGAGAGAUAAUAAUUUGUUCGAUCUCUGGUUGGUCUCGUUACACAAUGACUGUCUGGAGCUAAACAAAUCUAGUUUUUGCGGAAUUCUCAUUCUAAUGGAGCAAGAUUAUUGAUGGAAUUUGUAAAAAAGUGUCGUGAAAGUGUUUAAUAGAAUUUUAUUUGUUGAUAAUAACAAUUGGCAGGGGUGAAUUGUUGAAAUCACGAGGUUGGAUUGAAAAAUGACAAACGAAAUUAAACAGCCAGUUAGCAAUCUCGAGACAGAGUAUCUGGAGAUUAAUUCAACAAAUGCAUGGUCGAUUUUCUAUCAGCACAUUCGAGAGGAGUAUGGAAAUUUCAAUUAUACGUGCGAUGAGUCAAAAAAACCGCAGAACAAAAACCUCAAUCGUUAUAGGGAUGUGGCACCUUAUGAUCACUCCAGAAUAAUUCUCCAGAAAGGACCAUAUGAUUACAUCAAUGCUAAUUUACUCAAUGUGGAGCGUGCACACAGACGGUACAUAUUGACUCAGGGACCUCUGCCAAAUACCUCUGGACACUUUUGGCUAAUGGUAUGGGAGCAAAAUUCCAAAGCCAUUGUCAUGCUUAACAAAGUCAUCGAGAAGAGUCAGAUUAAGUGUGAUCAGUACUGGCCACUGGAGACUGUGGAAGAACCAUCGUUGACGUUCGUCGAUGUUAACCUCAAAGUUGAUUUUGUCAACAGAACCCAGUCACUAGAUUACACCACUAGGGUCUUGAGAUUAACUAAUCUCGAUUUAGGCGAUUCGAGGGAAAUUCUUCAUUUUCAUUACACCACAUGGCCGGAUUUUGGAGUGCCAGAGAGUCCAACAUCUUUUCUGCAGUUUCUCAAUGACGUCAGGAGGUCUGGGGUCCUUGAUGAAAAUGUGGGACCACCCAUUGUACAUUGCUCUGCUGGAAUUGGAAGAUCUGGAACAUUUUGUCUCGUCGAUACUUGUCUUAAGCUGAUCGAUGAGAAUGGACUGAAUUCAGUUAACGUUCGUGACCUUCUCCUGGAGAUGAGGCGCUCGAGAAUGGGGUUGAUACAGACCCCAGAUCAGCUGAGAUUUUCGUAUGCUGCCAUCAUCGAGGGCUCCAGAGGGCUACCGUCUAACAACAAUGGCAUAACGACUGAGAACCACGACGACAUUAUGAACAAUAUCCACAAUCUCGUCAAUCAGAAUAAUGUCGAGGAAGAGGAUGACGAUGAACCACCACCACUGCCUCCACCUCGAGGCGAAUCUCUCACCAGGAGCAUUAUAUCAGAUCAACUGAGUAAUGAUUCGUCUCCAGAAAAUGAAAUUGAGCCUCGCCCUCCAAAUAAACCCCUGCCCAUGGAGCCAACGCCGAAAAUAGCAACAUCAAAUUCUCACAAUAAUGAAGAUCAUAGGCCCAACAGCUCAAACUCGAAUAACAAAUUACGUCAUCGUUAUCAGGAUAAGAACGAACGACUGGCUCGUCAGGUGCGGGAUAUUAAACGGAAACAGCAGCAGACUGAAGAGGGGCAGAAAUUGAAGAGGUCAUUAUUCAACCCAGUUACAAUAGGAAUAGAUCAAAAAAUGAAACGACGGAACCCAGUCCUGAUACUGUACACGAGGAGGCAGAAUCGACGAUAUGAAAAUAGACGUUAUUUACUUGGGAUAUAGUAACAAAAACAGAAACACCCACAAUUUAAUGAAUCAAUUUUUCUCUUGCAAAUCACGAAUUGAUAAUAAUUUGGCUCUUUGUUUUAAUACUUGGUGUAUUCGGGAGAAGUAACGAUUGUAUAUUAAUUCAGCAAAGACUAUUUAAUGAAAUUAUCAUCGAUGUUUUUGAUAAGAUUCAAUAAAAGCGCACUAUUUGAUA
Molecule: messenger RNA, 2174 nt
Organism: Fopius arisanus
Lineage: Eukaryota; Metazoa; Arthropoda; Insecta; Hymenoptera; Braconidae
Gene: Ptp61F
Product: Protein tyrosine phosphatase 61F
Exons: 6
Coding region: 557-1975 (472 amino acids)
Biological process (GO): negative regulation of receptor signaling pathway via JAK-STAT; negative regulation of ERK1 and ERK2 cascade; peptidyl-tyrosine dephosphorylation
Cellular component (GO): nucleus; cytoplasm
Molecular function (GO): non-membrane spanning protein tyrosine phosphatase activity; protein kinase binding
Source: RefSeq, a predicted model, not a curated record